AUGCUUUUGAACACAAUGCCCUUCUGUGGCUGGUUGAUUGUUCUUCUCACCUUGCUAGUCAAUCCGCUAUCUGCAAAGAGCUGCAAUGGCGUGGGAGCUAUCAUCGCAGCCGCUGUCUCACCUCUUCUGGAAGCCCAAUCUUUCUGCUCCAGAAACUUUCCACUGGCUACAUUGACAGUUGUCAGCCAGGCGAAGAUCAGCACUCAGACUUCCACUGUAGCAACUACAACAAUCACUGUGCCGUCGACGACCACCUCAACCAGCACCUUCCUGACAACGAGCACACAGGUCACAACGACAACGACCACUACGGUUGUCACAGUGACUGUGGGCACAUAUACUGCCACCUCUCCGACAAAUACCAACCCAGUGCACCACCACGCCUCCCCCAGCUGUCCUCGACAUCACAGCAUCGACAACAACCAGUUCCACAACAACGUCAAUCACAGUGACGACAAGCCUGACAAUUACCACGACCACCUCAACAACGACCUCGAUCAGUACGGAUCCAACCUCGACGGUUACAGUGGCAAUCCCAACAAGACACUAACGACGUUGGCUUUGUUUUACACAGCUGAUCGCGUUCCAUGUAACCCUUACGGCAACGAUUGUUCUCCCAAUUGUCGAUGCGAUCCCAUCGACGACCAAGGCACAUCUAACUACUGUGUGUCUAUUCAAGACUUCGAUGCAAAAACCAGCCCGUUUCCGAACGUCAACUGCGCUUAUUUGUGCACUUCAGACCAAGAUUGCGCACCUGGCUAUAUCUGUGAUCACGAUAUUGGUAUCGUUGGUUAUUGUUCGAAGCCCGGCACUCAGCAUUAUUGCAUCCAGGCUUAUGGCUGCACAUCGACCCAGCUUAUGCAAGUUAAUUCUCGGCGCGCAAGGGAUUUGCGACUCGCGGCCUUUGGUAAUGCUGGCACCCUUGCGCCAAGAGCCAGGAAGGUCCAGGCUGCACGGGCAAAGUGGCACGGGUUGGAUUGAGUCUUGUUGGCACGAGCAGCCCAAGCGGAGGUUUUCUCUGACCCCGGGGCGCAAUUUGAGCUUUGUGGAGGCAAAUACCAUGGCAUAGUUUAGCAUCCUUCCGCACAAAGAGGACCUGUGGAUUUGGGCAGAGAAGCUGACCAUCAUGAACCCAAAGGCGAGAUCAAGUCACCCAGCGUGUAAAAAAGCCAAUAUCAAGCA
Messenger RNA from Microdochium trichocladiopsis, 1182 nucleotides. RefSeq lists its product as uncharacterized. The transcript is spliced from 3 exons. The record is from RefSeq and is a predicted model, not a curated record. Lineage: Eukaryota; Fungi; Ascomycota; Sordariomycetes; Xylariales; Microdochiaceae. Bases 1 to 981 code for a protein of 326 amino acids.